UUAAAAAUUUUGGCUGUGACUCUAGUAUCACUCAUUGUCAAGCUUGACACUACUAGACUGAAACAAAUAUAGUUGCCAGACUGUUCAAUUGUCAACUUCCCGCCUAAAUCCAAUCUGUCCCUCUAUAGACGUUGUCACAUUGACUAAGAUGUUACCACAUUGAGCCACAUAACCGCUUUGUGGCUGUGUCAAAACUUGCACACGCCACCGCUAUAACAUUCUCCAGCUGUCAUGGAGGAUUUCGUGUACGUAGCAUUCAGAUUUCGUCUUUCUCAAAUCCGAAUCAUCUCAUUGCAGACAACAGUUAGAAGUUGGACCUACAAGAAAAACCUAGCUCGUAUGGAUUCAAAUAUUCCCUGGAAUUGUACUCCUCCACGUUUUAUCUCUCGAUUGGACUUAGAAAUGGAUGAAGAUGGGCCUUCAACACUGAAUAUUGGAUUUCCAAAAGAUGCUUGGUGUGGAAGUUAUGAUGGACUGGACUGCGAUCAAACUGGCAUCCCAAAAUCAUGGAAGUACUACGUUGUAAAAAAAACUAACCAUUGAGGCCGGUGAGAAGAUUCCAGAAUUCUACAUGAUUCAACCACCAUGGCUGUCUAAUUGCAAGAAGUACUUUCUAUAUCCUGGAAUUAAUCUUGGAGACCCUCUUAACAAUCCCCAAGCUUGGGGGGCUGAGCUGUUCAGCAAAAAAAAUUUCCCAACGAGUAACUUUCUUGAAUGGAAACUGGAGGCAGUUCUAAAUCUACAAGACAAAAAGUCUUAUUCCAAAGCUCGUAAAAGGGUAAAAAGAUUUACAGCAAAUCCCAGCUUAUUGUGGGAGGAAUCUGGGAGCGAGCUGAUUGUCAAUGGAACCCGCGACGUUCGGCCAGUCAAUUUCAGUGACUAUGACUAUGAAGUAACGAAGGUUCGUCGGUGGAAAAAAGGAGCGUCAAACAACAGAGAUACCCGAAACGAAGUCAUCAGUGUCGCGGCCACAGCUGAUGGAUCCAAUAACGGGAUUAGUGAAUUGACAGAAGGUAAAGAUCCUGAAACAGUCACGACACCUAAUCCAGUUAAGGAAAAAUCAGAUUGUGAAAAAUCCAUGGCGUACGCUGAUGAUGAUCCUUUUCUCUUGGCUUCAACGUGUCCAGAUCCGCCGAUGAACAUCGUGAAUCCACCACCAGUCACCAUCAAACAUCGUGACCAGUCAUCCUCAAUAAGCUCGGGCUCGUUGCAAUUUUCUUCUGAUGAUUAUAAUAAAGGAUUCAAUGCUGGUUAUUCCAUUUGCAGUUUCUUCUGCCGUGGCAACUGCCACACCUUUUGCCACACCUUGUUCAAAUAAAAAGAGAAGGAGGACGACGGAUGUCUUUUGUGACGAUGAUGGUCGAUUUAAUUUCGAGACUGAAUUCCGUGAAAUGCAAGAUCAAUUGAAGCAUGUUUAUGCAUUUGUUAAAAGAAUGGAAGCAAAGGAGAACACUACACCCGUAUCGAGUUAUCACUCGGGUGUAGUGAAGAAGUACUUUGAAUCAGUAAAUGCGGAUGGAAAAAUUGUUUCGUUUAUACCGUGUGAUUCAACCGACUCUCUGCUGUCUUUGAAUUCUCUUCUCAAUUUUAACGAAUUAAUGAUAAGUUUGACUUUUGAUCUUGUAUCCAAAUUCCAAUCUUCAUCAAAGGAUAUCGACGCAUUCCUAAGAUCGGUUUAUUCUUCCCUCAUUAGCGAUUGCGCGAGUAAUCUUAUCCUAUGGAAGGCGGAUUCGAAACAACCGGGACAGGGGAACCUUUCUAAUAUCUUGACGGUCUUUGGCGUCGCCAUCCAUUAUUUUUCAGACUCGCGCAACCUAUCGAGGUUGAUAGUGUCCGAGAUCAUCAACAAGAUGCAAAAUCUACGAAAAAAUGUGGCGGCCAAUUAUCGAAAAAUUAACGGUGUUGGACCACCCAAAAAUGAGAAGACCCACGACAAAGAAAAUGAGAAGCCGAAUUACGUUUUGGGUCAGAAUAUUACAAAAUUAGAAGGUUUGAUGAAUGCAUUUAAUUGCCAUAAAUUCCUAUGUAAUUGUUACCACCAUUUUUAUUUGCACGUUAAUUGA
Molecule: messenger RNA, 2063 nt
Organism: Daphnia pulex (common water flea)
Lineage: Eukaryota; Metazoa; Arthropoda; Branchiopoda; Diplostraca; Daphniidae
Exons: 10
Coding region: 572-1318 (248 amino acids)
Source: RefSeq, a predicted model, not a curated record